UAGGCAGCUGUUUGGGACACGGUUUGAGUCUGAAGUCAUUUUAAAACGUCACUGUACUUUAAACAACCUGCAAAGGGUUUAAAAGUGCGAUAAAUGAAGCCAAAAUCCUCUUUCAUGGGGUAAAGAACUAUGGCAUGUAAAGUGAGAAAUAUAUCAGUGGCAUUUGAUCCUUUACGAGAAAGCAACACGUUUACUAAUGGAGACUACAUCUCUGGACGAAUAACUUUAGAGGUAGUGAAGGAAAUUCACAUAGAGAGUCUGUUGAUCAAAGCCAAAGGAGAAGCAUCUGUGAUGUGGUCUGAAAAUCAUGGCAGAUACAACGUAGUUGUUUACCAUGAUAAAGUAACAUGCUUUAGGUCAAUUCUUCACUUCAUUCAAGAACAGAAAAAAGGUCAAGACGGAUACUCACUGUUAACAAAUGAGUGUGGGCAGUGCUACCCAAGCAUUGUUGGACCUGGAACCCAUGUUUACCCAUUUACCUUUCAGAUUCCCCAGCAAGACAUGCCUGCAUCCUUCAAAGGCCACCAUGGAAAGGUGGAUUACUUUUUAGAAGCUAAAUUGUGCAGGUCAUUGUCAAUAACAAAAAAAGCAAAAGUACAUUUCAACUAUAUUCCUCGGGGUGAUACAUCUGUACCAGACUUAAUGAUGUCUCAGCAUGGGUCAAAAGAGAAGAAAAUGAAAUUCCUCACAUCCGGGAGUGUGGCCAUGGAUGUUCAUAUAGAGAAGAAGGGUUUCCACUUAGGUGAGCAAAUGACUGUGAAGAUAGAUGUUGUAAACAAUUCCUCUCGUACAGUCAAGCCCAAGUUAAUCUUGUACCAGAAGCAGAGCUUCUUCGCCUCCAAGAAGAGAAGUGUGAAAACAAAAGAGCUCUUGAAAGAAAAAGGCGACCCCGUUGGACCAUCGACCAAGCAGAGUGUGACCAAAGUUUUGAACAUUCCAGCAGAUGCCAGUAUUUCCAUCCUUAACUGCAAGGUUCUCAAAGUGGAGUACAGACUGAAGGUUUUUCUGGAUAUAAAAUUUGCUUAUGAUCCAGAAAUUAAACUGCCUGUCGUGUUUCUUCCUGUCUGUUGGACAAAGGAAGACAAAGAUGUAGUGAAUACAGAUAUGGACAUUGGCUUUGAAUCAUGGACCAGCAAGCUGACUUGAUUAGCUCCUGCUGAGUAACAAAAAAGCACAGUUUAUAAAUACUCACUAUUUAAAUUGCUCUAUGCACAACUCAAAGAGGUGCUUGUUGUCUGGGGUUACAUAAUUUUAACCUUUGCCCAACAGCCAUGGGCCAGUAAGAAGUGAAGUUCCUGAUGUUUUUCUUUUAAUACUUGCUUAUAAUUUAACUGGAUUUGUUUUUGUUAUUUUUAUUUAAAAUCAAUGAGCACUGUCUUAAUGA
Molecule: messenger RNA, 1384 nt
Organism: Tachysurus fulvidraco (yellow catfish)
Lineage: Eukaryota; Metazoa; Chordata; Actinopteri; Siluriformes; Bagridae
Product: arrestin domain-containing protein 3-like
Exons: 7
Coding region: 130-1146 (338 amino acids)
Biological process (GO): protein transport
Cellular component (GO): cytoplasm; plasma membrane
Source: RefSeq, a predicted model, not a curated record